AGCGUGUGUGCGUUGGUGAUGCGUAAAGUGUUGGUGGUUGAUGAUGGUUGGUGAUGGUGGUGAGCGUUUCCGAGUGACGGAAUUCUUAAUGUGAAGCAACCGGAAGCCCGAAGGGAAAGCAGAAAAUGAAACAAAAUUAAGGCUAGCUAAUUAUUUACACCGUCACCGUGCCUCACGUCCAUCACCUUAUGGUGUAGAGAAUAAUUACGAAGUGGUUUGAAAGGAAUGUUGCCUACUGCGAUGUAUUCGGUUCAUGGAUGAUGCUGCUAGAACCGGAAGUGAAAGCUCAAAUUAUCUUCGACACACUCCGGCGUGCAUCACAGCUAACCAAGCUUGACAGUUUGCAGGUGUGAGCGUGAACUGAGCAUAACAUCUUGGCAAACAACGUGUCAUAUGUGUGCUCUCGGAAAUGGUUGGAAGAAAAAAAAAAACAAAGGCCGCACAAGCAAUAAAAUAAAAUACUUUCACUGAAUGAUUUCUUUCCUUGUGCGAGAGAACGAACGGUUUCGAAGCCGGUUAGCAGCUCUCAGUGGUAGUUGAUAAUAGUUGUUAGUUUGUCCGGGGGUGUGAUUAACGAGGGAGUUUCGGACGUACUUUAUUCGAUUGUUGGCAUUCUUUCGGCCCACACACAAACACACAAGCGUGUGGUAUGAUAUCCUAAGAAGAAAAAAAAACACAGCAUGACGUCCCUUAGUAUACUGCCAACACGAUGUGUUGAAAGGUAGGGCUUCGGAUAAAGGUGUCCUGCUGCGUUUGGCAUAUCCACAGUGUUUCUCCUAUCGCACCUAUCGCGUGUUAACACAAAUUUGUGUUCGCUUUUUUGUUGUAGUAGUUGCUGCUGCUGCUACCGCUAGUGCUAUCCACUCCAAACGGACAAAUGGCUGAAAAUGGCGGUUAGCGGCGCUAGCUUCCCAACCACCGGACAUGAAAGGGCACGGAAAGACUCCAUAGUUGUCACGCCGACGAUCCUGGUGGGCUUUUGUUACGUUGCGUGCUCGAUUCAUGUUGUGUUCUAAAAGGGAUGUAUUUUUAUGUUUUUUUUCUGUUGCUUCCUUUCGCUCUAACGCAAGCCGGAAUGGUGCAAGGGACAUAAAAAAGGAUACGAUAAAACGAUAUUGCCAUUGCUCAGGUAUCGUGUUUUUUCCCCCGCACUGCUGGACGUUUACUAUGUGGAAUGAAAUAGCGGCCCCAUCAGCAGCCAGGUGAGCUGGUGAGCUAGAAAAAAGCAAUAAUGGACGAGUUUUAUACGCGUGGCAAACUCGGCGUUUGCGUGUGUAGAGCCUACCCAGGGAAGGACUACCCAGGCAAAGCGAGAUGGGAUGCUCGGACAAAUUAUCCCGGCCCUGUUCACCAGCUCGUGCAAGCGCCACCACUUCGAAUGCCAUUUGAGACAAAUUAAAGAAGCACUAGGCACAAGGCAGAGAGAUAGUUAGGCAACCGUCGGAUGUAAUUACUGUAACCGUUUCCACCAAGUGGAAGUCUCACCGUAAUUGGAAGUGUUGUGCUGUGCCCCCGUAACGCACCGGAUGUACUCCGACAUCGCGCAGUUUUGCAUUGUACGCGAUCUCACCAACUCAACAAAACACAUAAGGAUACUACCGCUACUCGAAGAAAGGAAGCAACCUACGUGAAAAUUGCCAUCAGCAUUUGUUGUAAAACUACCCGGCUGGUAAAGGCAGCCUAUUAUUGAAACGACGACAUUAUCCUUGUUAGCGUCAUCAUAAGGCAGGAACAUCGAAGGAGACGAAAGACUUGCCAAGCCUCAGCCAGAAUCGUCCCAGGCCACAUCCUUUCGAGCCGUGUUGCUGGCAAACAGAAUGGGGGAAGAUUGGGGCAGGCGAAACAAUGGGCGGGUGUUCGUGAAGGCUCGCCGAGCAAAAUAAAUACGACAACAGCAGUACAUCUACUCGAAAAAAUCUCGAUUACUGCUAAUAGCGGAUAGUGGCAGCAUGCUGAUGAGGGUAGACAACGCGGGAAAGGAAAAUAAAAUUAAAGAAAAGAAAGAAAAAAACAAAACGGUCUGAAGUGGAAAGCAAAACAAAAGAUCAGCACGACCCCACGCGCAUAAGCGUGUCGGAAAAUGAGUGGAAACCGGUCUGACAGAAGAAUGUAGAUGGAAACAAUACUAAAAGUGUACUUAUGAAACAGCAGAACGAAACGGUACACAACGACCACGGGUACACAAGAAGCGAGAAACUGUGUAAGAAGUUGAGAGCAGCACAAGGAAUGAACAAGGCAAGAAACAAAACAAGAAACGUUCGAAUACAGUGUUCCUUGUUUUGUGCUUUACUUCCGCUUGGCUGUUGUAUUUUUUUUCUCAUCUGCCCUGUCGCGACAGAAACCACCGAGGGGUGAAAAAUCUUUUACGUUUUUAUUUUAUCAUUUAUUUGCAUCGGUUCACUCUUUUCUAUAGCUUUACAAAAAAAUGGCGCCUUAAUUUUCCGCCUGCGUUUUACUACAAUGGAUAAGUGGAAGGAAAACGGUGCUUAUGGUGGUAGCUUCUCACACACUGUCAAGUAAUGGCGCGAUGCUCGACUCGAAUAAUCCUUCACGACAAAUAGGCAAUAACAAGCCAUCACAAUAACGCCAACCGUAAACAUCCACCCGAACAGUGCAGCGAGAGCUUAGAUAGGACGGGAUUACGCUAAUAAACCUUCUAAGCUGGUUUUCAUUAAUUAUCUGUUGCUAAUCUAGAUAUUCUUUUAAGAGUUAGGGCAUUUUUAAGAACCAUUGUCUUUAAAGGUGUAUUUUCUUUCUUUUUUUGUGUAUCGGUCUACGGCAGAUAUUGUAAAAACGUAACGAAAAAAAUGUUAUCGUCUUCUUGAAACCAAGUGAAAAAAAUUGUUUUACCAAGUGGUGUAAUAUUCAGUGUGAAGGAUUGAAAUGUUGUUGUAACUGUGAAUAAGUUUUAAUUUGCCAACAAAUAACUUAAAAGCGCAAAUUAAUCAAAAGUGAAAAUUAAUAGUGCUAAAGUGUGAAGAGUCGUAUAGAAGUGCUAGUUUGGAGCGAAAAGCCAUCGCGGAGUACCGCAUUUUCCACUUACUGUGUGUGUGUGUGUGUUCCGGUGCUUGAAGUGGUGUGUGUGCAUGUUUGUGUUUUUAUUCGUUUUUAUAGAAAAGUGAGCAAAAGUGAGAUCUGGGAAUAGAAAAGCUUUUAAUAAUUAAUGUGCGUGCACGUUGGUAGCAGAUUAUAGCAGUGCUUUUGAAGAGAAAAUCCAAUCCAGUUAACGAUGUGGCUGUUUGGAUUUUUAUUGAUCGUCAUCGUGUGCGCUGCCAAGUGUACGGAGGCGGACAUUUCGGUAGAAGCAGCGUUUCAAGGACGUUGUGGCCACGGGAGUCCUUGUGAGCAAUUGUGCUACGAGCUGCACGAUGGCAUGUACGAGUGCGACUGCUCGGAGGGAUUCGAGCUGAACAAAAAUGGCUAUAGUUGCCAAGAAAUCAACUCUACCUCCAGCGAUGAUAACGCAUCGAACGGUGAGGAGGAUGUUCUUUAUCAACGCGGUGCAUCAUUCAGUGCCAAGCUCGACAUAUCCGAUCUGCACAUAUCGAUGAAAUCGUUCGACGAUGACGAUGAUGAAGAUGAUGCCGGUGGCAGCGAAUCUAAGUCCCGGAACCAUCCGGCUAACGCGGGUAAUGUCCGGCAGGGAACAGCUAAAACUCGUCCACCGUCGAACGCAAACCCAAACAGCAUCGCACCGAGCGAUGAAUUAGCGCGAAGAAAGGCAAACCGUAAUUGGAAACUCGAGCCGUCCUCGAAGCAAUCGACGAAUAUCAAUGAGGGCCGGACUCGCUCAUCAAACCGCAAGGAAAAAUCCAUCCAAAACGAUGGCCUCCCGUCGCUAGUGACAGCAUUCGGUGACGGUGUGCGACACGAUCAGCAGCAGAAGACUUCCGCUACCCGAGGUGGUGGUGACCGGCGAAAGUUUAACGCACCAUCCGCCAGCAGCAAGAGACCGACCGGUACCGGUGUUGCUGACGGCACUGACACUGCCAAUAUGCCACUGGCGAGUGAUAUGGAAAUCAGUGGCAUAUCAUUACACUCACCCCUUGCCGGUGGGGAACGCGAUCGGUGGCAGCGUGCGGGCGUACCGGAAAUGGUAACGUCAUCGGCGUCAGCUGCACUGCUGGCGGUUGAUGAUGAUGCAUCGGAAAUAAGGGCACUGCCGUUGUUGGCUGGUUCGCAGGAAGACGACGGUAUGCAGAAGGUGCUGGUGAAUGUGCAGCGGGAUGGAAAAUUACCUCCGGAGGCGAUGGGGCGCAGUGUCGUGAGUCCCCAUGAGCCCAUCAUGCCGGGCGUUAGUGCUGACGGUUUGACAAUGCAGCCUGAGCCUCGCGAUAAUGCUACGCAACAAACAGCAGGAGACACUGCGAUAAGUCAACCAUGCACGCUUGAUUGUGGCGCGGAAGGCAGUUGUUACGUCUCAGCGGAAGGACCGUCUGUAUCGAUGCGAUGUCUGUGCACGUUUGGAAAAAUUGGCCCCCGUUGUGAAGAAGAUGCCAAGGUGAAUACUCCGCGGUUCAGCAAACAUUCUUGGGUGGCGUUUCCAGCCCUCAGAGGAGCGUACAAGCAUGUACAGCUACACAUCGAGUUCCGGCCGGAAUCGUUUGAUGGAAUUUUACUGCUGACCGGCGAGCGAGAUGAUUUGACGGGCGACUUUAUGGCACUGCUGCUUCAUCAAGGGUUCGUCGAGUUCUGGUUCGAUUGCGGCUCCGGCAUGGGUCGCGUCAAGUCAGAGGAAACAAUCGUAUUGAACCAAUGGAACACGAUCACCAUCUACCGGCAUCGUUGGGACGCGUGGCUCGUCCUGAAUCAGGGUAAUCGAGUGCAGGGUCGUUCGAAGGGUCUGUUUUCGCGCAUUACCUUCCGUGAGCCGGUGUUCCUCGGUGGAUACGGAAACAUCACAGGCCUGGACCGGAAGCUUCCCGUCAGCACCGGUUUUACCGGAUGUAUACGAAAGUUUGUCGCUAAUGAUCACGAUUACAACUUCCAGCAGGGUGCACUUGGCGACGUGUCUCAUGGAUUCGAUAUCCAGGAAUGCAUAACCGAUCGGUGCAGUCGCUAUCCAUGCCAGCACGGUGGUAAAUGUCUGCCGUCGGAUGACGGUGCCAUCUGUCUCUGUCCGCUGGGAUUUGGCGGUGAUUUAUGCGAGAUGCGACUGGAUUUACAGGUGCCUUCAUUCAACGGAUCAUCGUAUCUGCGAUAUGCCCCUCUUGGUGAUAGCUGUAUCAUAUGGUUCGAGCUCAAGAUCAUCAUCAAGCCGCUGCUAGAGGACGGACUGCUGCUGUACAGUGGGCACCACGAGUAUGGUGAUUACAUUUCGCUCUGCCUCAACAUGGGCUACGUCGAGUUCACGUACGAUCUGGGCAGCGGGCCAGCAACCGUCAGGAGUGAAUUUCCACUCACCAUGGGACAAUGGCAUACGAUAAAAGUGUCUCGAACGUCACGGUUGGCAGUACUGAAGAUUGAUCAGCUGCCGGAAGUGAUGACGGUGUCUCCGAACGGUUUCUGGCAUCUUUCGCUACCGCACAGCCUUUACCUCGGUGGCAUCCAUAAUGUGCACACGCUACCUACGAGUCUGCGGGAUAAAGGAUCGUUCGCCGGUUGCAUUCAGAAGGUCGACAUUAACGAUCGAACGAUUGCAAUCAUCUCGGAGGCACUCGGUGGUUCGAACGUGGAAAAUUGUCCACAUGCCUGUGUCGCUCGGCCGUGCGGUCCGCUUGCCAAGUGUGUCCCAAAUCUCGACACGUACGAAUGCCAAUGCAACCCGCAGAACCGUCAGUGCAACAAGGCCGAGGAGCUACCGUCGGAAGUAAUUGAAAGGCAGCAACGGUUGCUGAAGCACAAGCAGCAAGAACAGUCCGGCGCACACCGUGCGAUGAGCGCAUUGUACCCACCUGCCGCAUCGGAAGCAACGCAGCCCUUAACGACCCUCCCGGGAACUUCCCUCUCGACAACGCAAGCUCCUCCGGAAGACAGUACUUUGCCGCAUGAUAAUAAUCCGGCGGAUGUCGGUGACGGUAGCUCUGAGGAGAGUGAUGAGGGAUACAGUGAUUACUAUCAGAACGACGACGAUGAUGACGAUGAUGAUGGAGACGGUGAUGAUGAUGACAACUAUGGCACAUCGGGAAUGAGCAUUGGGAACGAUUACAAUCAACCGAGAGCGAGCAAAUGGACUCGCUAUCAGUCGGCUGCGGGUGAAAUAAAAACAGCUCCACCAGCAUCCACGGCUAAUGAGGCUGAUAAACAAUCGGCAUUCGCUGGCGAAGUGGAAACUUCCACGACGAACGUACCACUGACAACGGCAACGAGCGUGGCUGCAUCUACCGUCGCUAAUGAAAAGAUAAUCGUUUGGAUCGAUCGGCAGAAAUCAAAGGACUCAUUUUCCACGCAAUCGAAUGAUUACGCAGAUUACGGCGGUGGGGUAAUGUUGGUCGAAAGUGGCGAAGUGGCCGUGGAAGAAGAGCCAGACGUGGAGGUACAGCCGAAGAAGGACGAAAAGAACAAACCUCCAGUGGAUCGAGGGACCGGGGUUUAUGAUCCGAGCACCGGAACGAUGGUGGUUAAUGACCGAAAAAUGAUGAUGACGGCGAACGGUGGUGAUGAUGUUGAAGGUGAUAGCACGGGUGACAUGAUGCCGGAUGAUGAUGACGAUGAUGAUGGCGAUGGUGAUGAUGAUGAUGAUGAUGCGACACGGGACAACCGCAAACCGCAGGUGGACGCGAACGAACAGUCUUCAGCCAAACAUCACAAGACGGUGAAGAAUCGCGCCCUUCAUCGGCAGCAGCGGCGACGACCGGAAGCGAAACCGGAGACGUUGCCGACCAGCAAUAAGGAUACGGGCCGGCAUGAACCGUCGUCAACUUUCCACGACGACGACAACGACGACAGUAAUAGCGCUGACGAUGGAGCAGCUUACGAUGGUGAUGGGUAUGGAAAAGAUUACGACCAGCAUGGCGACCGAAUACCGUACCGACCCGAUUUUCUGCUCCACCGAAAAGGUAGCUGGAGGACGAACCGAGGGGACCGUCUGCAUCGGGGCCAGCAUGACGCGGGUUCCCGCACGGACGAGCCCGAGAUCGAUGAGACGCUGAUCGAGGAGAUGAACCGGAUUAUGAAAAAUCAUAACGACAACGACAACGACGCGGAUGAGACGCUCGAUAGCAGCUUCUGGGGUGUCGCAUUGGACGGUUUCGGUGAGUCGUCCCUAACGCAGCAUGAAUACGACAUGGAUACAGACGUUGAGGAGGGUCACGAUGGUGGUGAUGGUGACCGUCACCAUUCACAUCACGACCAUCAUGAACCGCGUACCGCCAGCCAUCAUCGCCGUCGUAAUGGAGUCGAGCAGGAAGGUGAAAGCGACCAGAAUGAAUCAAAGAACUUCAGCCCACGAAACCGUUACGGUCUGAGGGCGGAUCAACCGCACCAACAAGAGAAGCAGCAACAGCAGCAGCAGCAGCAGCAACAACCACAGGAAGACUCACGGCACGAUGAAGAUGACAUCCUGCGCAGUAUAAAGUACAAAAACAAAUACUUCCGGAAGUAUCAGGGCGCGUGUUUCACCGGCACGGACAGCUACUUCCAUUACAGUGACGCCGAAACGAUGCGGCGUGUCAUUAGCUACGAGAUUGAUUUGAAUCUGCGCUUCAAAACGCACUCCACGAACGGGCUGAUCCUCUGGACUGGCCGGCAUAGUGCGCUCGAGGGUGACGACUUCUUGUCGUUGGGCAUCGAAAAUGGGUACCUGCAUCUUCGAUACAAUCUCGGUUCGGGUGAAAUUAAUAUCAAAUACAAUGCCACCAAAGUCAGCGACGGACUAUGGCAUCGAGUGCGAGCGUUAAGGAACUCACAGGACGGUACGUUGAAGGUUGACGGCGGUAAGCCAAUCACCAGAAGAUCUCCCGGUAAGCUAAGGCAGCUCAACACGGACACCGGGCUGUAUGUCGGUGGACUACCGGCGGCAGCUCAUUACACCCGCCAGAGGUACCGGACCGGUAUGGUGGGCUGCAUCUCCGAGCUCAUCCUGGCCGGUGAGCUGCGGUUGAACUUUGACGCAACGAUACUGGGUACGGCACACAACGUCGAACCGGGCGCCCCAUGAAGGUAGAUGUCCUAGGUGCCUACCGUCCGUCCCUAGAUGCUCCGUUACCGUCACGGUUUGGCCAAAUCGGCCGUAGAACGUUACGUGCGGAGUGUAGUAUCACGGCAUCCCACCAAAGAAUGCGGUGUCCGUAGACAAUGGUGUAUAGACGGGAAUGAUGCACCAACUGAUAGAUUAUAGGCUAAACAAAGGUAAUUAAAAUACAUACACACAAACACACGCAGCAGACAAACGAGAAAACAAGUAGGAAAGCUAAACAAACCAAAGCGAAGCAACAUACUAGCAAAGUAAGUUAAAAGAAAACAAACACUUAAACACAUACACACACACGUACACAAACGUCCAAGCGGUGAAGAAAAAAAAGGGAGACAGUAUGAAAAGGAGAAAAUCGGAUGAGAAAACGGCCGAAUAGUUAAUUUCUCAGUGUAUAGAAACAAGCGAAAACAAUAUUUAUUAAUGAGCAUAAAAAAAACACACUAACACAAAAAAACCCACUAUAAACAAAACAAAAGCUGGCUUUAGAAGUAAGACGUGUGUGUUUGUUUGUAGGGAAGAAGAAAAGAAAAUGGAGGAAAAAUAAAAUGAACCAUUACCACUAGCAGACGAAACCGAGUGUGUACGGCGAUGGAGAGAAUGAAUGUGAACAAGAGAAGAAGAAAAAACCCUUUAAACAACCACUACACAUUUAAUGAAUGGGAGCGUACGGUUGGUAUCGAACGGAUUGAGAAUGAAAGAAUGUAGUGGUAAUGAGCAAAACAGCAACAAAAACUAUACGCGAGAAGUAUGAAUGUUAGUGACGUAUAAACCCAGACACCGAUUUUAGAAUUAACAAUUUUUGUAAACGUAGAAAACAAGACGCAUAAUCGCCGUGAACGGGAAACAGGAAACAGAACUGUUGUCGAAAGAGUCAAGGGUAAGUGGAGUUAAAUGUUAUCUUCUUUAGUUUUAUAAUUUAUUCUUUAUUUAAGGUUUAAAAGUUAUUUUUGUGAAAGUUCCACUGA
This is a messenger RNA of Anopheles funestus (African malaria mosquito), 9099 nucleotides long. RefSeq lists its product as uncharacterized. Gene Ontology annotation, molecular function: calcium ion binding. NCBI's taxonomy places the organism in Eukaryota, Metazoa, Arthropoda, Insecta, Diptera, Culicidae. The transcript is spliced from 18 exons. The record is from RefSeq and is a predicted model, not a curated record. Bases 3230 to 8098 code for a protein of 1622 amino acids.